AUGGGGAAGACCUUUCGCAAGAUUCAUAUCAGUUUGGCCGGUGAUUUCGGACCAAUGUCUGAAAAGAUCAAGCAGUGGGUUGAGGCCAAGAAGGAUGCAACAACUCAUCUCAUCGCGACUAAGGAUGCAUUUCGGAAGCAUGAUGCAGCAGUCCAGCAGGCUCGCAACAUCACAGGUUUGAAAAUUGUGAAACUAGAAUGGCUUGAAGAUUCCCUUCUGUCCAAAAAGAGGCGGCCCAAACGCGAGACUGAAUACCUGUGGUAUCAAACACGAGGGACUCGUAAGCGGGAUACAGUGAAGAAAACGAAUGCCGUGAUGGAUAUGGAUGCUGUGGACACGGAUGACCAUCAUAUAUUCACCGACUUUGAAGGAUUUCGUUAUCUUGUGACACUUGUGCGCCCUCUCGAAGAUAGCAAGCUCAAAGAAAAACAUACACUUCCACCAAAUGCGGGAAACAAUGGGAGAAGAGAAUGGCCAGCACAGAGCCUUUGCCGCGGAAAGACAGGGGGGGAUGUGUCCUACCCAGUAGCGAAAAUUGGUUUAGGUACGAACCAUAGGGAGCGGUAUGCACAUACUGUGGUGAAAGGUGUGGCGUCAAAUGGCGUUGCUGUCAACUGGUCCAGACAGGGUUAUCACUUUUUUCGGUGA
This is a messenger RNA of Histoplasma mississippiense, 648 nucleotides long. RefSeq lists its product with no specific name. NCBI's taxonomy places the organism in Eukaryota, Fungi, Ascomycota, Eurotiomycetes, Onygenales, Ajellomycetaceae. The transcript is spliced from 4 exons. The record is from RefSeq and is a predicted model, not a curated record. The coding region runs from base 1 to 648 and encodes 215 amino acids.